AAUGACUUAAUAAUAACCCUAGUAUAUAAAAUGUGGCGAGAACAAAUGAUUCGCAGAAGUCUUGGAAGGGUGAUACAAGUGAUACAAGUUUGUAGCGAAAAAUGUUGAGGAUAUCGCUUUUGCUGUUGGUGGCUGUGUGUUCGGUGGCUUUGAGGAAAGUUCACGCCGAGUCAGAUGAAGAUAAGGAGAUCCACGAAGCGCUGAUUCCCGUCAUCGCGGAGUGCAGCAAGGAGCAUGGAGCUAAUGUGGCGGAAGUUAUGGCCACCAAGAAGAACAAGGAUUACGAGGCCAUCGACGGGUGCCUUAUCGAGUGCAUGUACAAGAAGAUGGGCAUGAUGGAUGACGACGGAUCGUUUGUCGUGGACAAAUUGGUAGAGACCGCUAAAAAAUUCAUGAAGGAAGCUGAAACUGAAAAAAUUGAGGAAGUCAUUAAACAUUGUUCUGAAGAGAGUGAGAAAAACCCCGAAGAUAAGUGUGGGAAAUCCAAAAUGCUGCUAGCUUGUAUGAUAGAGCAAAAAGAAGCGGUAAUUCUAUGAGAAUAUUUAGACAAUUAAAAUAUAUAUUGGUAGAUUUUAUAGUACAUACGAAUAAACGUCGGACAUAAUGCCGAAGGCAAACUAUUAGUCAACUCCAUCAAGCUUUGCAAAAUCGUCAUCUUCUUUCCGCUUGUCUUGGCUUUUUGCCACGGCUCGGCACGGCGGCUCGCUCAAGCUGUCUGAAGGUAACCAGGGAAUGCUAUCAGGUUUUUAAUUGUAUGAAAAAACCGAUUAAUAACCGGUUAUUAACCGAAAUUUCAUACAAAUAAAAACCGGUUUGCAUUCCCUAGCGUUAACCAAAUCCGGUAAAUACCUAUAAUAAUCGGUGCAGAUGCGCAUGUGUUUUUUUAGUAUACCGGCUAACUUGUUUACACACCGUGGGCUCGAAUAACCCGACAGAUUUUAAAGGUGUAUUCUUGACUGCAUUUAGAGACUACCUAUAAUGUCAUACAAAGUUUUUUUGAGAUCGGUUUUGUUUUAGAGAUCUAGUUAAUUACUACACAACUUAACUACAAAUUUUUUUUUUUUGCCAAAUAGACCGACGCGUAAUAAAUUUUUUGCUCCUUAUGAAGUUAUGACUUCAGGAACGCGUUGUUAAAAUCUGUCGGGUUACCCGAGCCCACGGUGUAUCUGUAUAUUAAGGGGCAUUCCACGAGAAUAUCGCUUACGAAAUAAUGCUUUUACCUUUUAAGGCAGCUACCUCAAUGACAUGCAUAAAGCUCUAGAAUAUACUUGCCAAUUUGUUAGUCAAGGCAUGACAUAUAAUCAGACCAAUUAUCGCGUUUUAGCAUUUUCAGAAGUAUUAGAAAAUGCCAUUUCGUAAGCGACAUUUCAAUGAAUGCUUUUACAAUACAUGACCAAAAAGCUGAAAUCUGAGAUAAGUAGGUAAUAAUUUCAACCGAGGCACUAUAAUUUUAAACCACUUUGCCUUAUUAUUUGCCGGAAUACUAUUAUCACUAUCAGUUAUGGACUAAUAUGAUUUAGUUAGUUUAUCUCAUUAAUCUCAUAAUUCUUAUUCACUGAAUUUUAUAUUUUCAGUUACACUUGUAAUGUUGUCCCAGCGACCCGUCAAACAAGAAGAAUAAACUAACAAUGACCUAACCCGCUCUGUUAAAAGUUAUAUUUUAAGUUACAUUUUAUUAUUUUUAUGAAAAACUAAUAUAUUAUAAAAUAAUAACAAUAAUAAAUAUAUUUUUAUUGCAAA
Cydia strobilella is the source of this 1740-nucleotide messenger RNA. RefSeq names its product pheromone-binding protein Gp-9-like. The transcript has 4 exons. The record is from RefSeq and is a predicted model, not a curated record. The coding region runs from base 102 to 536 and encodes 144 amino acids. Lineage: Eukaryota; Metazoa; Arthropoda; Insecta; Lepidoptera; Tortricidae. Gene Ontology annotation, molecular function: odorant binding.